Ornithodoros turicata is the source of this 723-nucleotide messenger RNA. RefSeq names its product zinc finger protein 235-like. Gene Ontology annotation, biological process: regulation of transcription by RNA polymerase II. The coding region runs from base 1 to 723 and encodes 240 amino acids. Gene Ontology annotation, molecular function: DNA-binding transcription factor activity; RNA polymerase II cis-regulatory region sequence-specific DNA binding. Lineage: Eukaryota; Metazoa; Arthropoda; Arachnida; Ixodida; Argasidae. The record is from RefSeq and is a predicted model, not a curated record. The transcript has a single exon.
AUGAGUUUGAGUGUCCUGCUACUCCUCCAUCAAAUGUUCAGAUGGGUGGGAGAGGAGGGCUUUGGGUGCGACGUGUGUCCCUCUGCAUUCUCACAGUCUGUCAGUCACGAAAACCACGUUUUGAAGCGUACUGAUGAGAAGACAUACAGGUGCGAUCUCUGUCCUGCAGAGUUCAUCCAGGGCACGCACCUGCAGCGCCACAAGAUGAUGCACACUGGCGAGAAUCCAUGCAAGUGUGAUCUCUGUCCUGCAGAGUUCAACCGGAAUGCGCAUCUACGGCUUCACAAGCGGACACACAAUGGGGAGAAGCCAUACAAGUGUGACGUUUGCCCUGCAAAGUUCCGCCGGAGCAGUGACAUGCAGUGCCAUAAGAGGACACGCACCGGUGAGAAGCCAUACAAGUGCGAUGUCUGUCCUGCAAAGUUCAGCCGGAGCGGGCACCUACGGAACCACAAGAGGACACACACUGGCGAGAAGCCAUACAAGUGUGACCUCUGUCCUGCAGAGUUCAUCCAGAGUACGCACCUGCAGCAUCACAAGAAGAAACACAUGGGCGAGAAGCCAUGCAAGUGCGAUGUCUGCCCUGCAGAGUUCAUCCAGAGAAGUAACCUGCAGUGUCAUAAGAGGACACACACUGGUGAAAAGCCAUACAAGUGUGGUGUCUGCCCUGCGGAGUUCAGCCGGAGCGGGCACCUACGGGACCACAAGCGGACACACACUUGA